Messenger RNA from Lynx canadensis (Canada lynx), 449 nucleotides. Its product is annotated as ELL-associated factor 2-like. The record is from RefSeq and is a predicted model, not a curated record. Gene Ontology annotation, molecular function: transcription elongation factor activity. Gene Ontology annotation, biological process: regulation of transcription elongation by RNA polymerase II; positive regulation of DNA-templated transcription. NCBI's taxonomy places the organism in Eukaryota, Metazoa, Chordata, Mammalia, Carnivora, Felidae. Gene Ontology annotation, cellular component: super elongation complex.
CAACAGAAGCAACAAAUGCGGAAUUUAGCUAGGACUCCUAAUCUUAUAAAACAUUCCCCUUCUGAAGAUGGACUGUUAGCAUCUCCAAUGGAAGAUUUUGAAAGAGAACUGAAGGCAGAAGCUAGUCUAAUGGACUACAUAAGUAGUCGUGAUAGUUCAUCUGAUUCUAAAAGUUCAUCAUCUUCAGGUAGUGAGGAUAGUUCCAGUGACUCAGACAAUGAAGACUACAGGUCCUCUCCUUCUGAGCCAGGAAAUUGUAUCUCAGGACAUCCUGUCAUGUCUGCCAUGCCACAGUGCAGGAUUCCUGAUAUGGAUGCUGGCCUGAAUAGAUCUCAUGAGAACAGUGGCCUUCUGAUGAGUACUUUAAGAAAUGAUUUGCAGCUGAAUGAAUCAGGAAGUGACAGUGAUGAUGGAAGAAACUUUCAGAAACUUACAUCCCACAUGUAAGA